Zootermopsis nevadensis is the source of this 3496-nucleotide messenger RNA. It is a transcript of the gene eRF3, whose product is annotated as eukaryotic translation release factor 3. NCBI's taxonomy places the organism in Eukaryota, Metazoa, Arthropoda, Insecta, Blattodea, Termopsidae. The record is from RefSeq and is a predicted model, not a curated record. Gene Ontology annotation, molecular function: GTP binding; GTPase activity.
CAUUACUGCAGCAACAGCGGUAUACUGUAGUGAAAUCAAGUUAAUUAUUAUAACAUUAUAUAUCUUAUAGUUAGCGCUGAAUGUUAAACAGUAUUACUUACUUCAUUUAUUUGUACGCUAUGGAAUACACCUUCUUGCCAUUACUUAUAAAUUUUUUAGUGUCAUAAACUUGGACCAGAUCGUAUUCUGCCAUUACCUUCCGGUAAAGGAAGAGAACACACGCGGAUAUUUGAGAGGAAGGAAUUGUGGAAGUAUUUUUUUGUGUUAUCUACUUUUGGACAAUAUUAACAACAAUAUAGAAUGGCUAACAACGGAGCUCCCGACUCGUGGGAACAACAAGCCGAUAGUGGUGUGGCCGAGCCUGGCGAAUCCCUCGAUCUGUCUGGGAAAUUUUCCACGUUGAACGUGAACGCAGCCGAAUUUGUGCCUUCAUUCUUACCAAGACAAGCCGAACUAGUACCGAAAACAGAAUCACCAGAGUCACCCGACGAGCAGGUUCCUGUUACAAACGUUGCAGAUGAGGCAUGCUGUCGAGGGGUUGAAGUAGAUGAACCUCCUGGAGAAGGGGCGCCUCCGCCUCCUGCAGACAGCUGGGAGGAAGCAGCUGAUGGAGAUAAUGAUCCACUUCUAACUCCAGAAAAUGAACCAGAAGGUGAGGAAGAUGACGAUGAGGAAGCAGAAGAGGUUAUCAAACCCAAGAAACGACCUGUAAACAAAACACAAGAAACUAAGAGCAAGAAGGAACAUGUCAAUGUUGUCUUUAUUGGUCAUGUUGAUGCAGGAAAGUCAACUAUUGGGGGGCAAAUCAUGAACCUGACAGGCAUGGUAGACAAGAGAACACUGGAGAAAUAUGAGAGAGAAGCAAAAGAGAAGAGCCGUGAGACGUGGUACUUAUCAUGGGCUUUGGACACUAACCAGGAAGAACGGGAGAAGGGUAAAACGGUGGAAGUUGGCCGGGCAUACUUUGAAACAGAGAGAAAGCAUUUCACCAUCUUGGAUGCACCAGGUCAUAAGAGCUUUGUGCCCAAUAUGAUAGGCGGAGCAGCGCAAGCAGAUCUGGCUGUGUUGGUGAUUUCUGCACGUAAAGGUGAAUUUGAAACUGGAUUUGACAGAGGCGGCCAGACACGAGAACAUGCCAUGCUAGCUAAAACAGCUGGUGUGAAACAUUUGGUGGUAUUAGUAAACAAGAUGGAUGAUCCAACAGUGGAAUGGUCAGAGGCACGCUACAAUGAGUGCAGAGACAAGAUCAUGCCAUAUCUGCGCAAGCUGGGCUUCAACCCUCAGAAGGACCUAACCUUCAUGCCUUGUUCAGGACUCACAGGUCUUGGCCUCAAGGAUCCACUUGAUGAAAAAUUAUGUCCAUGGUACAGAGGUGAUGCUUUUAUUCCCUUCAUUGAUAAACUUCCAUCGCUGAACCGUAAGAUGGGCGGUCCAUUUGUAAUGCCUGUAGUGGAUAAAUACAAAGACAUGGGCAUGGUAGUCAUGGGAAAAGUGGAAGCUGGUGAGGCCAAGAAAGGUCAAUCUUUACUGCUUAUGCCUAAUAGGACUGUGGUGCUCGUGGAUCAGAUGUGGUCAGAUGAUGAAGAAGUUACAGCAGUGGGACCUGGUGAAAAUGUGAAGAUCAAGUUAAAAGGAAUUGAAGAAGAUGAUGUUUCACCAGGGUUUGUGCUUUGCGAUAAUACUAAUCCUAUUAAGACUGGCCGAGUAUUUGAUGCUCAGGUUGUGAUUUUAGAGCAUAAAAGUAUAAUCUGUGCCGGUUAUUCAGCUGUGAUGCAUAUCCAUUGUGCAGCUGAGGAAGUCACAGUCAAAGCCUUAAUCUGUCUGGUAGAUAAGAAGACUGGUGACAAGUCGAAGACACGGCCCCGUUUUGUGAAGCAAGACCAAGUAGCUAUCAUGAGGGUAGAAUGUGCAGGCGUAAUCUGUAUGGAACAAUUUAAACUAUUUCCACAGAUGGGAAGAUUUACGCUUAGAGAUGAAGGUAAAACAAUCGCUAUAGGUAAGGUGUUGAAGGUUAUCGAGUAAAUUGUAUUGCUUUCAAUUGGCCAAUAAAUUAAACUGAGAGAGAAGAAAAUUUUCCAUCGGAACCUACUGUAAGUGGCAAAGCAUCUGGACAAGAAUGGUAUAGAAUGAACAGUGCCCAGUCAUACCAUCUGUGUAUUGCUUGAUUAUCUUGAUUGAUUGAUUGAAGAACGUUUCAGGUGCUUUCCAUUAGUAGCUGGAGGUGCAUCUGAGAAGAUAAGAGGGGCGCAUAAGUGUGUAUGUCUGUAUGUAACAGGAUAAUUGUGUGAGAAAGUGCAAAAUUGUGAUGGUUUAGAAAGAAUUAUGCCAGGGCUAACCUUCCUCUGAAAGGAUUUCUUAGCUGAAAGCUGUGUCACCUGAACUUUUACAAAAUAACUUACCUUCUUGCGUAUACAGUUGCAAUUAUCAGCCAAUACUAAUGUAGUUUAUUGAGUAAAAUCUUGUUUGGUCAUUGAUAUGAAUGUAUUAACAAAAUAUUGUCUCAGGUGCAUAGUAUUGGUUUGUUACCAGUUGCAGUUGUAGGCAUGAGUGAUGAGUCAGAGCUUCUGGCAGUGCUGACAACCCCAUAAUGAUCUGUUGCUUCUCAUGAAGGAAGAGAAAUGGUAAUGGUCAGUGAAAUUAACCCUGAAGGCAGUGACAGCAAUUCUAGCACACUUGCCCUCCAGCUAAAAUUAUAUUACAUUUCUUUCGUUGCAAUUUUUAAUCGCUUUUCAUGACACCGUUGACUCUUAUACGUUGAUACACUUCAGAAAGCAAACUGUGGGAAAAUAUUGUUAAUUGAAAAGUAUGUGAGUCUCAGAUUGCAUAUAUUAUCAGGUAACUUUUAUGAUGUAAAUUCUGGAGGUAAAAUGUUUUAUUGAGAGAGCCUUUGCCAAAGGAGGUGAAAUGUAAAAUUUGUAUGCACCUUUGGAUUGGUUGCUUUGCUGCAAAUUGAAAUGGUUGUCCUUUUGCCCCCCACCCUCCCUCUUUGUGAUGUAAUUGACCGCUUUCAGUGUACUAAUGCACACGUUACGAGAUGUUGGCAGAGAUGUGCCUCAAGAAAGAGAGUUCUCUUUUUUUUAUGAAAAUAUGCUGGUAAUGUCUAUACUACUGGGAUAUUGUUGUUUAUAAAUAUGUUAAUUUUAAAGGUUAGGGGAUAAUUUUAUAUAAGCAAAGACAUACCAAUGUUUUCAGUUGACAUAAAUAACUGUUAUGAAUUUACAUUCAUACUUGUAAACUUGAGAAAGAGUCAGACAUAAUAAUGUGUUGUUUUGAAAUACAGUUUAUUGAGUUUAGAACUGAAUCUAGAAUCAUAUUUUGAUUGGUAAAUGAUAUUAUUUUGAAAACUGCCAGUGGUCAGGAAGUUUGUCCAUUGUCCACGAGAUGCUGGUACAUGGUUUCUCUUUGCCUUUUUAUAAGCUGCUUCAGGAGAUGCCCAUGUGUGGUGUUUUCUUGAUUACAAGUGAUUUUCACAUUACAAUAAAGGAAGAUAAAUGAA